Messenger RNA from Stylophora pistillata, 1293 nucleotides. RefSeq names its product mitochondrial cardiolipin hydrolase. Gene Ontology annotation, cellular component: mitochondrion. Gene Ontology annotation, biological process: piRNA processing. The record is from RefSeq and is a predicted model, not a curated record. Gene Ontology annotation, molecular function: RNA endonuclease activity producing 5'-phosphomonoesters, hydrolytic mechanism; metal ion binding. NCBI's taxonomy places the organism in Eukaryota, Metazoa, Cnidaria, Anthozoa, Scleractinia, Pocilloporidae.
AUGGUUGUCAUAAAGGUUGUGACAACUAUCGGACAUUAUGUCCUCCAAUGGCUUGAUCUUCCUAAGAUUGAUCUUCCAAGAUUGCUUCGGAUUUGCUGUGUUUUUGGAGUUUCGGUACAGACAGCCUAUAUAUUUGUAAGAAUUGUGAAAGAUUCUUUGAAAUGUUCUUCCGAAAAGAACAAUAUUCAUCAAUCUGCAACUCAAGUUUUGUUCUUUCCGGACAAAGUUCUCGCCUGUCAGCUGUUUCUCUUCGAUGGAGACUGUAGUCGGAAAAACUGCCCGUUUGCUCAUAAAGAUACCUCUUUAAGUAAGCUUGUAAGAGUUUUAUCAGAAGCUAAACAAAGCCUGGACGUAUGUGUUUUUACAAUUAAUUGUCGCGAGCUUGCAGAUGCAGUCAUUCAACAACACAAGAACGGUGUCGUGGUUCGAGUGCUAACUGAUGAUGAACAGAUGGGUUCGACUGGUUCUCAGAUUGAAAAGUUUCGACGUGAAGGAAUCCAAGUACGACAUGAUCUUUCUUCGUUCUUCAUGCAUCACAAAUUUGCUGUUAUUGAUCGAAAAAUACUUGUCAAUGGCUCCUUUAACUGGACAAGGCAAGCGGUAACUGGAAAUCGAGAGAACGUGGUCAUUUCAAGUGAAGACUUCGUUGUGAGAUCGUUUGCAGAGGAAUUCGAGAGACUAUGGGAAGAGUAUGAUCCUUGUAAAAGAUUUCGUAUCUCGUGAAAGCUUUUCACAUCUAGGACUAGGAGACUGACAUCUCACUUUUAUUUCAUGAAUACCUUAGUCGUUUUCACAGUUGACUGCUCGUCGUGACAAGCUCAGGUAGUUUCUGGCUUAUUUUAGAAUGUAAACUAGUAUAAUGUUUUUAUGGGAUUUGUCACCAGUCUCGUUCAGAUGCUGUAAUUCUGAACGUUCUUACCUUAAAAGUUUUUACUCUAACACUUUACUUCGGCAUCCACAGCGAAGUAAUUAUUCUGAGCAACUUUAGAAUACCAGCCACUCCAUUUUCAUGUGUGGGAAGACCUUUUAAGAACGAGGCAUAUCACAGUAGACGUCAUUCUUAUUCAACGGGAUGUAAAUGUGUGGCCGAUUAUUCUGCAGUUUAGCCAAUUUGGAGCAAUUUUCAACUCACAUUAACAACUAGGUCAUCAAUUUCUCUCAGGUUACUUGUUCGCCAACUUUUUUCUCUACACGUUCUCCUAAUGCUAAAUUACUUGGACUAGCCUUCCAUAUGCUACUUAGCUGUGACCCAGCUAGGUAAGACAACCAAGUAGCAAAUAUCAAGUGUGUUAA